Durio zibethinus is the source of this 1894-nucleotide messenger RNA. The record is from RefSeq and is a predicted model, not a curated record. NCBI's taxonomy places the organism in Eukaryota, Viridiplantae, Streptophyta, Magnoliopsida, Malvales, Malvaceae.
UUUAAUUCAGUUCCGUUUUCUUGUUUCUUUUCCCUUAUCAAAUUUUGGGUUUUGUCGGAAAAUUUACGUGGCAAUGACAAUAUACUAGAAAAAUAAUUUUUUCUUCUCUUUUUGGCGCAAGAUAUUUCUAUUGCCUUUUUGUUUUCAUGGAUUAAUUUUUUUUUUAUCAUUUCGUUUAUUCAAAGCCCGCAGCAUUGUUGGAAUUGCGUGGAAAUUCAGUUCAGAAGUUAAAUGCUGUAAAAGGAAGAGAAAGGUGAAGUUAAUUCCAUGGCAGGGAAGCAAUGAUCCCUCUUCUUACUCCAUAUAAGAUGGGAAAAUUCAAUCUCUCUCACAGGAUAGUUUUAGCACCAUUGACAAGAUGUAGAUCAUACAACAAUAUGCCCCAACCACAUGCUAUCUUAUACUACACUCAGCGUGCAACCAAUGGCGGCUUUCUCAUUGCUGAAGCCACUGGGGUUUCUCCUACUGCACAAGGUUACCCAGACAUACCUGGAAUUUGGACAAAAGAGCAAGUGAAAGCGUGGAAACCCAUUGUGGAAGCUGUUCAUGAGAAGGGAGCGAUCUUCUUUUGCCAAAUUUGCCAUGCAGGCCGUGCAUCUAAUUAUGCUUUUCAGCCUAAUGGUGAGGCUCCUAUCUCAUGCACUAAUAAGGGGUUGACGCCCGGCCUUGAUGGACAAGAUUGGUCACCUCCUCGCAGACUGAGGACUGAUGAAAUUCCUAACAUUGUCAAUGAUUUUAGGCUCGCUGCAUGUAAUGCUGUUGAGGCAGGAUUUGAUGGGGUUGAGUUCCAUGGUGCAUAUGGGUACUUAAUUGAGCAGUUCAUGAAAGAUCAAGUAAAUGAUAGAACCGAUCAAUAUGGUGGAAGUUUAGAAAAUAGGUGCCGCUUUGCUUUAGAGGUAGUUGAAGCCGUGGUUAAUGAAAUUGGAGCAGAUAAAGUUGGAAUGAGACUUUCACCUUACAGCAAAGGCAUGGAAGCUGGUGACUCAAACCCUGAAGCACUAGGCCUUUACAUGGCAAAUGCACUUAACAAAUUUGGUAUCGUUUAUCUUCACGUGAUUCAGAAAAGAGGGAAGGCAAUUAAAACAAAUGACAAGUAUGAAACUCCUUACAGCCUUCUUCCAAUGAGGAAAGCCUUCAAGGGGACUUUUAUCGUUGCGGGGGGAUAUGAUAGAGAAGAUGGUAACAGGGCUAUUGCUGAUAAUUAUGCAGAUUUGGUCGCAUUUGGACGCAUGUUCUUAGCAAAUCCAGAUUUGCCAAGGCGAUUCGAGCUAAAUGCACCUCUAAACACAUAUAACGAAAGCACCUUAUACCUUUCUCAUCCUGUCAUUGGUUACACUGAUUAUCCAUUUCUCGAAGUUUAAUUCCUGCGUAACUGUUUCAUUGACCAUUCCUAAUUAUGUUUCGCUAAUAACUGUGGAACUGGUCAGAGUGAAAAUGUGUUGUGAAGUUCAUUUGUGAAUAAUUAUGAUUCAUGUCUGAUCUUGUUUGACUUCUUUGAAUAAACAUAGAGAAAUUAACAAUGUGCAUAGAGUUUGGCAACGGCAGGGAUGCAAAAUGUUGACAGGGAAAGCGAGUUGGGAAUAAUUAUGGAUAAGAGUUGGCACAAUGAUUUCAUCUGCAUUUACUACUCCAUGUUUCCUCUUAAUUUAAGUAACACUAAAUAUGACUAUCCCUACAGCACCCACAUGCCAGGUCAGCUUCACCUACCUUUGAUUCUUUUUCUUACAUAUAAAUAUUGGCCAGUAGCAUCAAUGGACAAUGAAUAAAUUUCUGUUCUUUUUCAUGAGGUACAAUUUAAAUUAAAAUGUUCAUUCAAUUGAUUCGGUUUUUAGUUGUCGUAAAAUCUUUAUAUAGCUAACAUAUUUAAAGUAUUUUUGAAUCUUUAUAUAACUUU